Abrus precatorius (Indian licorice) is the source of this 1550-nucleotide messenger RNA. Its product is annotated as cytochrome P450 CYP72A219-like. Lineage: Eukaryota; Viridiplantae; Streptophyta; Magnoliopsida; Fabales; Fabaceae. The transcript is spliced from 5 exons. Bases 15 to 1550 code for a protein of 511 amino acids. The record is from RefSeq and is a predicted model, not a curated record. Gene Ontology annotation, molecular function: heme binding; oxidoreductase activity, acting on paired donors, with incorporation or reduction of molecular oxygen; iron ion binding.
UCAUAGUGUGAAACAUGGAAGACAAUGUAUGCAAAACCAUGAUGUUCUCUUUGCUCUUUCUUGUUCUUUGCAUUACUGGUAAACUGAUUUCUAAAUUCUGGUGGGGACCCAAGAGUGUCGAGAAACAAUUGAGGAAACAAGGGGUUCGAGGUAAUUCUUACAAGCUCUUUAACGGUGAUGUGGAGGUGCUGAAGAAGUGUACAGCGGAGGCACUGUCUAUGCCUAUCAGCUUGAACCACCAAAUUGUGCCGCGUGUCAUGCCUUUCUUUCAUCAGAUGGUGGAGAACCAUGGAAAAGUGUCACUGAGUUGGUUUGGUAGGGUACCAAGGCUGAUAGUGGCAGAUGCAGAGCUAAUAAGGACAAUAUUAGCAGAUCAGAAUGGUCAUUUUACAAAGCCACCAAUACUUAACCCUUUAGUUGAACUUCUGCAAUUGGGUAUCGCAACCUUGGAGGGUGAAGCUUGGGCUAAACGCAGAAAACUAAUAACACCUGCUUUCCACUUUGAGAAAUUAAAGGCAAUGGAGCCAGCAUUCUUAGCCAGUUGUUGCAGCCUAAUCGAUCGGUGGGAAAAAAAAAUUGAAGCUCAAGGAUCAUGUGAAGUAGAUGUUGCUCCAGAGUUUAACAUUCUAGCUGGAGAUGUUAUUGCUCGAACUGCAUUUGGAAGUAGUUAUGAAGAGGGAAAGAUGAUAUUUGAAUUGCAGACAAAGCAGGUUCAGCUUGUGCGUGAAGCCUAUCUCAGCAUCUGUUUUCCUGGUUUAAGAUUUAUUCCCACUAAGAAAAACAAAAUGAGGUACCAAAUAUACAACCAAGUCAAAGCAAUAUUGAAGGAUAUGAUCCAUAAGAAAGAGAAGGAAAUGAUGAAAGGUGAACUGAAAAGGGAUUGUUUGUCGAGUAUUCUAUUGCAUUGCAAUGGACAGAGUAAUAAUUCUCUCACAAGUGAGCAUUUGAUAGAGGAAUGCAAGUUGUUCUACUUUGCUGGCCAAGAGACAACUGCCAAUCUUCUUACAUGGACUAUGGUUGUUUUCUCCAUGCAUCAAAAUUGGCAAGAAAAGGCAAGGGCAGAUGUAUUAGAUAUUUGUGGCAAAAAAGAACCUAAUUUUGAAGCCAUAAAUUGCCUAAAGAUUGUAUCAAUGGUACUAAAUGAAGUCCUAAGGUUGUAUCCUCCUGUGCCAAAAUCUUUGAGGUACACUAAAUGUGCAACACAGAUAGGAAGCAUGUAUGUACCUGAAGGGGUUGAGAUUUAUUUACCAUUCAUGCUUCUUCACUAUGAUGAGAAUAACUGGGACAACCCAGAGGAGUUUAACCCUGAAAGAUUUGCUGAAGGGGUUUCAAAAGCUUCAAAAGGUCAAAUUGCUUUCUAUCCAUUUGGUUGGGGCCCAAGAAUUUGCCUAGGUCAAAACUUUGCACUGAUAGAGGCAAAGAUGGCUCUGGCUAUGAUUCUUCAACAUUUCUCAUUCCAGCUUUCACCCACUUACACUCAUGCUCCAUAUGAUCACAUUACUCUUAAGCCACAAUAUGGAGCUUCUAUUAUUGUGCAAUCUAUAAAUUAG